Elephantulus edwardii (Cape elephant shrew) is the source of this 1404-nucleotide messenger RNA. RefSeq names its product glutamine-rich protein 1-like. The coding region runs from base 1 to 1404 and encodes 467 amino acids. Lineage: Eukaryota; Metazoa; Chordata; Mammalia; Macroscelidea; Macroscelididae. The record is from RefSeq and is a predicted model, not a curated record. The transcript is spliced from 2 exons.
AUGAAUACUCCUUUGGAGAACACCAUCUCCUUUGAAGAGUACAUCCGAGUAAAGGCAAGAUCUGUCCCACAGCACAGGAUGAAGGAAUUUCUGGACUCUCUGGCCUCCAAGGGACGAGAAGCUCUUCAGGAGUUCCAGCAGACAACUACCACUACCAUGGUGUACCAACAGGGUGCGAACUGCACUUAUACAGACAGCACUGAAGUGGCUGGGUCUUUGCUUGAACUAGCCUGUCCAGUCACUACCAGUGUUCAGCCACAAACUCAGCAAGAACAACAGAUCCAGGUUCAACAACCACAGCAGGUUCAGGUACAGGUGCAGGUACAGCAGUCUCCACAACAGUUCUCUGCUCAGCAGCUCUCUCCACAGCUCACCGUUCACCAGCCUGCUGAGCAGCCCAUCCAGGGCCAGGUGCAAAUCCAGGGCCAGGCACCACAGCCAGCAACUCCUUCCAUCCAGACUCCGUCUCUGCAGAGCCCUAGCCCCUCCCAACUGCAAGCUGCCCAGAUCCAGGUGCAGCACGUUCAAGCAGCCCAGCAGAUCCAGGCUGCAGAGAUCCCAGAAAAGCAUAUCCCACAUCAGCAAAUCCAAGCUCAGCUGGUGGCUGGACAGUCUCUUGCUAGGGGUCAACAGAUCCAAAUCCAGACAGUGGGUGCCCUUUCCCCACCAUCGUCUCAGCAAGGCUCCCCUCAGGAAGGGGAACGGUGGGUUGGCACAGCCAGUGUCCUCCAGCCAGUGAAGAAGCGCAAAGUGGACAUGCCUAUCUCUGUGUCCUAUGCCAUCUCAGGGCAGCCAGUGGCUACCGUGUUGGCCAUUCCUCAAGGCCAGCAGCAGAGUUAUGUGUCAUUAAGGCCAGACUUACUGACAGUAGACAGUGCCCAUUUGUACAAUGCCACUGGGACCAUUACUAGCCCUACAGGAGAAACCUGGAACAUCCCUGUUUAUUCUGCCCAGCCACGGGGGGACCCUCAACAACAGAGCAUCACCCAUAUUGCCAUUCCCCAGGAAGCCUACAAUGCAGUUCAUGUCAGUGGCUCACCUACAGCCCUGGCAGCCGUAAAGCUGGAGGAUGACAAGGAGAAGAUGGUGGGCACCACAUCAGUAGUGAAAAACUCCCGUGAAGAGGUUGUGCAGAUCCUUGCAAACUCACUCUUUCCAGCACAGUUCAUGAAUGGCAACACCCACAUUCCAGUGGCUGUGCAGGCUGUGGCAGGCACGUACCAGAAUACAUUAGACAGGUCUCCAUGGUCCCCUGUUUCUACUUUUAUAAAAUUUAGCACCAUUUGUCCUUCAUGGGACUCACUGUCCUACUACAGAGUCAUAGAGAGCCGACUAGUCCAUUGUAAUGGACACAAAGAUAUUGCAGGCAAUACUUAUGAUUACGCAAUUUAUCAGGCAAAUUAA